Molecule: messenger RNA, 1038 nt
Organism: Colletotrichum truncatum
Lineage: Eukaryota; Fungi; Ascomycota; Sordariomycetes; Glomerellales; Glomerellaceae
Biological process (GO): retrograde vesicle-mediated transport, Golgi to endoplasmic reticulum
Source: RefSeq, a predicted model, not a curated record
AUGGCGGACACAACACCCGAGGAUGCCGCCGCUCAGCGUGCAGCAGAGCAAGCGCGCCUACGCAAGGCGAAGCGUGAGGCAAAAAUUCGCGCGGGCGGUACGGCCAGACUGAAUAAGAUCACCGGUCUCGGUGGAGGCUUCCAGAGAGAUGACCCAGUCCCAUCUCCAGCUCCGUCUUCGAGAACAGAAUCCCCUGUUCCCUCCGCCUCGCCAGCCGCCUCUCAGCCCAAGGCGGCGACCGCUGAGCAUGCAGACCCCGAGGAAAUCGAUAUCUCGCAACAUUACUACCAACCUGCCGCCACUCCCCGACCCUCAGGCCCUCCCAUCGACCCGAAUUCUAUGAGUGAAGAUCAACUGCGGCAGAUGAUGCUUGGGUUCGACCGACCCGGUCCUGGAGCCGGCGGUGCCCCACCGAUGAACCCUUUCGCGGCCGCAGGUGGCAUGCCAGGCGGCGAGGAGGACCCCAUGAUGAAGAUGCUUUCACAAAUGAUGGCUGGCGCCGGCGGUCCAGGUGGUGGAGGGUUCCCAGGCUUUCCUGGAGCUCAAGGUGCGGGUGCGGGAGGUUUCCCGGCAGGAUUCCCCGGCAUGCAGAUGCCCCAACAACAAGCAGACACCUCGUCGGCAUACCUCUGGCGCAUUCUCCACGCCAUCUUCGCAAUCUCUUUGGGUCUCUACAUUGCCUUCUCGACGACCUUCACUGGAAGCAAGAUGGAGCGCGAGCAUACAGCCUUGGCAUACAGCUACCCAGUCGGCAGCGAUGAGGCGGUCACCGACGUCAACACGAUGGAGAAGGGCCGCGAGGUUUUCUUCUGGAUGUUUGCGACGGCUGAGGCGGUGCUGCUUACCACGCGGUUCUUUGUUGAUCGGGGGCGUGCGCCGCCGAGCGGAUUGGUCUGGACUGUUGUCUCAUUCUUGCCAGGCAACAUCAAGACGUAUGUUGAGACUUUGCUGCGGUAUGGGCAAAUUUUUGUGACGGUCAGGAGCGAUAUCCUUGUUUGUGUGUUUGUGCUGGGAAUCUGCUCAUGGGUCCGUGGUUAA